This is a messenger RNA of Teleopsis dalmanni, 1012 nucleotides long. RefSeq names its product glutathione S-transferase 1 (gene GstE12). The transcript is spliced from 3 exons. NCBI's taxonomy places the organism in Eukaryota, Metazoa, Arthropoda, Insecta, Diptera, Diopsidae. The record is from RefSeq and is a predicted model, not a curated record. Bases 107 to 784 code for a protein of 225 amino acids. Gene Ontology annotation, molecular function: glutathione transferase activity. Gene Ontology annotation, biological process: glutathione metabolic process.
UAGUGUAGAAUCUACAUAGUUUCAUUUAGUCUCUCUCAGGCGGUCGCGCUAUAAACAACGAGUUUGGAAAUCCGGCGGUUUCGAUUGUGAAAAUUUAGUAUCUACAAUGCCAAAACUUGCACUUUACUAUGCCACAUUAAGUCCACCAUCCCGAGCUGUGAUGUUAACAGCAAAGGCCUUGGAGUUGGAUUUAGAGCUACGUCCAAUCAAUUUAAUCAAAGGUGAACACCUCACUCCAGAAUUUUUAAAAAUUAAUCCACAACAUACCAUACCAACUCUUAUCGACGAUGAAGCUGUUAUUAUUGAUUCACAUGCAAUUUGCUCUUAUUUGGUGGAAAAAUAUGGCAAAGAUGAUAAACUUUAUCCCAAGGAUUUAGUAAAACGUGCACAAGUCGAUGCACGUUUGCAUUUGGACUCUGGACAUUUAUUUGCUCGUCUACGUAUGUUAUAUGAACCUAUACUCUACUAUGGUUCCACCGAUUGCUCAAUAGAUAAAAUCGCUUAUAUACAAAAAUGUUACGAUAUUUUAGAGAAUUUUUUAAAAGAACAUACUUAUCUUUGCGGUGAAGAGCUCACGAUAGCUGACUUCUGUUGUGUCGCUACUGUAACAUCUGUUGAUGAUGUAGCUCCAAUUGAUGAAUAUAAAUUUCCAAAAGUUUUAGCUUGGAUGAAGCGUUUAGCUGAGUUGCCCUACUAUGAUGAAAUAAAUCGUACAGGUGCAGAGGAAUUAAAACAAAUAUUUCGGGAAAAAUUAACAGAGAAUCGCAAACAACCAAAAUCUUAAAGAAAAACUAAGAGGAAAGAGGUCUUAGAAGAUAUCAGCAGUUGAAAGGUUUCUCACUUAACUACUCCACCGUAUAAGAUCUAAAUAUAUGAGUUUAUACAUAUAUAUAAAAUAGUAGUUUAGAUACAUAUCAGAAAAUAGUAUUAAUAAUGUAUUUAUCAGCUUGGGUUAUAUUUCCAGAAAAACAUAUACGCACAAAUAUAUUAUAUAUUAUUAUCAGGAUAUGUA